UCCUUCACACUCUCAAAACUGUUUUUCGAAUUUCAAAAACAGUAUUUUCUAGAUUCACCUUCCUAAAUCCUCGCCUACUCUGCAUCCAAUCUUUAUUACCUUUUUUUUUUUUUUUUUUAAUCUUUCUCUGCAUCCAUCCAAUCUUUAUCACCUUUUUGAUCUUUCUGAUUACCUUUGAUGUUGGGUUCUUCCUUUCUUUUGUGGGUUUUCCAGUUUACUACCGUCUAUGUGCUGAUAUUCUGAUUUGGGUUUUGUUUAUCUUCUCUAUUGGGGUUAUUAUACUUGUGUGAACAUAUCAGAUUUUUCAUUCUCUUUUCAUGGUUCUCUUCGAUUCUCAAAAGUCGGUUCUUUAUUUGAUUCUUAAGUUUAUGCCUGUGAAGAAAAAGCAGAUUCUUGAUUCCCCUCUAAUUGGUUACAAGAAAUUUUUGCGACUUUUUUUUGAAGUAGACAUAAAAGGGUCUCUCCCUCUGUCUAUAUAUACACUCUAUGCCUUUGUUCCCCCCUUACUUUGGAGGCUAUGAACUUCUGAGUCAUUGAUUGUUUGCAUAUUAGCACUUUAAAUCAUGGAGACUCUAUACCCAUCUCCUUAUAUGUCUGACACUGGUUGGUCUAGCCAAAGAAGUGAGUGGACUAGAGAAGAGAAUAAGAAGUUUGAGAGUGCUUUGGCCAUAUAUGAUGAGCAUACUCCGGAUAGAUGGUUUAAGGUAGCUGCAAUGAUUCCAGGGAAAACAGUUUUUGAUGUGAUGGAGCAGUAUAGGGAACUAGAAGAUGAUGUUAGUGAUAUUGAAGCAGGCCGUGUUCCGAUUCCUGGUUAUCUUAGCUCAUCUUUCACAUGGGAGUUGGUUGGUGCUCGCAAUUCUGAUGGGUAUAGGAAGAGGUCUUUGGCAGUAAAGACUUGUGAUCGGGAGAGGAAGAAAGGAGUUCCAUGGACUGAAGAAGAGCACAGGCGGUUUUUGAUGGGAUUGCUUAAGUAUGGUAAAGGGGAUUGGCGAAACAUAUCCCAGAAAUUCGUCGUCUCCAAGACCCCAACUCAAGUGGCAAGCCAUGCCCAGAAAUACUUCAUAAGGCAGCAGCUUUCAGGAGUGAAAGAUAAGAGGAGACCAAGUAUUCAUGACAUCACUACAAUCAAUCUCACAAACACAACCCUGAUGGAUCAAAACAAACAUUCAUUUGAUCAGUCAAAUUUGCUUUACUUGCAGCAGAAGCCGACUGGCAUGACCAAAGAGGCAGUCAUGGUUCUGGAUUCGUCUAACGGUGACCUGUUCGUGGCAUCUCCUUAUGAAUCUGCUUCAAAUGGCUUUAGAUUGCAGGGGAAUAGUUUCUAUGGCAAUGCUGGUAUAGACUCCCAUAAUUUGGCUUUUCAAAUGCCAUCUAGGAGACAUCGUAUUCACCGAUGAGCAAUCGGUUUUUAUUGUAAAUGGGUUGAACUGCUGAAUCUAAUCAUGCUCAGUACUAUUUCCA
This is a messenger RNA of Tripterygium wilfordii, 1461 nucleotides long. Its product is annotated as transcription factor DIVARICATA-like. Lineage: Eukaryota; Viridiplantae; Streptophyta; Magnoliopsida; Celastrales; Celastraceae. The record is from RefSeq and is a predicted model, not a curated record. The transcript has 2 exons. Gene Ontology annotation, molecular function: DNA binding. The coding region runs from base 564 to 1397 and encodes 277 amino acids.